AUGGAGCAACAGGUUCCAUGGCUGCUACGGGCGCCCACACUCUCCGCGAGGCUUCUGAACAGCCAACAAAUCUCGCUCGAUCAGAGCGAUGUGCCGAACCUGCGUUUCUGCUACCGCUGCCCAGCGCUUGAAACACUCCACAUCGGAACUGCAACGCCAUCUCGAGAUCAUGAGCUCCAAACCCUGGUGGAUACAGACACUCUGAUCCAUUACAUGGGACAACCAAGCAUGAGGACCAUGAUACUCUGGGACAUGCACGUCGUUUUGUACGACGACAGGAGCCACUCCAAGUAUCCGCCCAUCGAGGAACUCAACAGCCUCGGCCGGCUUUCAAGCCUCGAACUGCGCCAGGUCAACAUCAACGCCGAUGCCCUCGUCAAGCUGUUCUGCACUUGCACCGAUCUCCGAGCGUUUACCCUGACGAGACCAUCCAGCAAUCGGGGUGCCCUCUUGUUGGACGAGCUCGCCAACGUUCUCCGCAACGUGUCCUCCUCCCUCACCAGCCUGACGCUCGGGUACCAUAGCGUGCACAAAUCGCCGGAGAUCACGCUUCUGCCGUCACUUCGCAACAUGAAAGCCCUCCUCCACCUCAAGAUCGAUCCGUCGAUGUACCUCGGCCGCCACUUAUGUCCCUAUCGCCUCCCCAACCACCCCGUUGUCGUCACGCGGCCCGCCUCUUCGUUUGCCGAUCUCCUCCCGGACGGCCUCCAGACGCUUACCUUGGACAUUGACAUCGAGCAAGUCAUGCGUCUGCCAGAUUACCGCCGGGACAUCAUCACCAGCAUCAUCAACGCAAGGGCGCACCUACCCAACCUCGCGGAGAUCACGCUGUUUGAGGAUGAAGCCGCCUGGGCGACAGCUACCAGCCUGUAUUCUUGCGGUCAAUGUUAUCGGCAGGGGCGGAUCUGGCGGGGCAACCCUGGCAAACGCAGUGUUGGUGAAGCGCAGGAGCGGAGGGAAUUUGUGAAGCAAAUGCGGAGAACGGAGGUGAAGCUGUUCAGAGAUAUUGGGGAUGGCGCGGGCAGGUAUGAGUGCACGGCUUGGGGGAGUGCCUGA
Molecule: messenger RNA, 1056 nt
Organism: Cladophialophora yegresii CBS 114405
Lineage: Eukaryota; Fungi; Ascomycota; Eurotiomycetes; Chaetothyriales; Herpotrichiellaceae
Exons: 1
Coding region: 1-1056 (351 amino acids)
Source: RefSeq, a predicted model, not a curated record